AUGGCAGGAGAGCCAAACCAUCAAUAUCCCGAUCGAUGCCCUUGUGCCACCGCAAUCGCAAAUAGAAGUGAAGCAACAAUUGUAUCAGACCAACAUUUCAUUCGUCGUCAAAGUGCAGGAAGCAUUAAAGACGAGAAUCCCAACGUCAACGCUAGUUCUUGCAAUACGAAAGCAGCUCACAGAAUGGACUGGAUGAGCUAUCACCGACUGGACAACAUUUAUGGGUACUUGAAUUAUUUGGCGGAAACGUACCCAAACCUUGUCCAGUUAAUUAAUAUCGGCGCUUCGUACGAAAAACGGACGCUCUACGUCGUUCGCAUAUCUAAUUCAUCCAAACCUGAUACGCAACCCGCCGUUUGGAUCGAUGGAGGAUUUCACGCCUGUGAGUGGAUCACACACGCGUUGGCCACAUACGCGUUGGCCACAUACAUUAUCCAACAGCUGGUCGAAGAACCGGCAAACGCGAAGCUUUUGUUCAACAUCGACUGGUACAUUAUGCCGGUUGUCAAUCCCGACGGUUAUGAAUACUCCCAUGUGAUAAAUCGUCUCUGGAGAAGAUCCCGGUCCAACACAGGAUUGAGGCGGUGUCAAGGUGUUGAUCUGAACCGUAACUUUGACUUCAAGUGGGGUGGUCCAGGAUCGAGCAGUAAUCCCAGCUCCGAAACAUUCAAAGGAUCCAAAGCCUUUUCUCAGCCAGAGGCUGUUGCGUAUUCAAAAUUCAUCAAAAGCAAAUCCAAUCAAAUCAAACUUUACUUGAGUCUUCACAGCUAUAUGGCCAAUUGA
This is a messenger RNA of Daphnia pulicaria, 783 nucleotides long. Its product is annotated as carboxypeptidase A1-like. The transcript is spliced from 6 exons. Gene Ontology annotation, molecular function: zinc ion binding; metallocarboxypeptidase activity. The record is from RefSeq and is a predicted model, not a curated record. NCBI's taxonomy places the organism in Eukaryota, Metazoa, Arthropoda, Branchiopoda, Diplostraca, Daphniidae. Gene Ontology annotation, biological process: proteolysis. The coding region runs from base 1 to 783 and encodes 260 amino acids.